This is a messenger RNA of Closterium sp. NIES-67, 913 nucleotides long. NCBI's taxonomy places the organism in Eukaryota, Viridiplantae, Streptophyta, Zygnematophyceae, Desmidiales, Closteriaceae. The record is from the annotation of a GenBank genome assembly.
ACUCAGGUAUUUAGAUCACUGGUAGCGUUGUACCUGCUACUUGGUCAACGCAUCUCGUGCAUCCAUCUUACCGUUUGAAUUCAGGCGAAGGCAUCCAUCUAGGUUGUUACAAGCGAGCUCCUGAGUGUGUGAAGGUCCUUCGGGCAGUCGGUCCUUCAGAAGUUUUGAAACUCUCGUCGCGCGCCGCGAUGGCGACGCCGUCCUCCUCCUCCCGUUCGUCGCUCCUCCUGGCGAUUCUCGUCGUCGCUGUGAUCGUUCUCGCGUCCGCCUCUAGCGCGUACGCACAGUACUCGGGCAAGUUCGCCGUCCGCGCCAUAGAGAACGCGCUGCGGAAGAAGCGGCUCACGACGGCGAUCACAUACUUGAGGAAAAGCGGUUUCAACAACACUCUUGCGGAGAAGCUGCCCAAGGACAAGAUGACGUUUCUGGUGCCGAUCAACAGCGCGUGGAACAAGAUGAGCAGCUGGGCGCGCGGGCAGGUCCGAGCCAACAACACUAAACUCUGGCAGAUCUUCGCGUAUCACCUCGUUGCGGAGCGCUACACCAAAGUGCAACUCGCUUGGUACCCGCCUGGCACACAGUUACCUACCGGGAUGAAGAAGCAAUUUAUCCGCCGCCUGCCCACAAAGGACCCACAGUAUGCCAAACCCGGGCAACAUCGCGGGGCUUACAUUGAAAUGGGGGAGAUUUUUCAAGACGGCCAUGUGAUUGUGCAUGGGGUCAACAAUGUCAUUGUUCCUGAUUUCAAUUGAUGGUAUAGAAUUAAGUUUAGGUGAUCUGCACCUUAUAAGUGGUGGGAAUGGUUCUGUAACUCAACAUUAGCCUUGCAUGCAUGUUGUAUUGGACGUAGAUAUGAGUUGUGCCUUGUAUGCUUAAGUUGUAUCGUAUGAGUGUAUAAAAUAAAACAGAAUCU